Dendrobium catenatum is the source of this 1343-nucleotide messenger RNA. Its product is annotated as flavanone 3-dioxygenase 2. Lineage: Eukaryota; Viridiplantae; Streptophyta; Magnoliopsida; Asparagales; Orchidaceae. The record is from RefSeq and is a predicted model, not a curated record. Bases 38 to 1105 code for a protein of 355 amino acids. The transcript is spliced from 4 exons.
CCGGCCUUGCUUCUUUCCUUGUGCUUAAUUGGCAACCAUGUCCACUUCUGCUGAGCCGCACUCUCUUCUGAACUGUACUGUCAAAGAACUCGCAGAUUACAGCAUCAGUGGUGCCGCCUCUUUGCCCUCAGCUUACUUCAACCACUGCCCCGCCGUUGCUGAAGCCGAACCCGUUGUCAACGAAGAGAUCCCAACCAUUGAUGUUUCUCUGCUAAAAAAUGGAACUCCUGAGGAACGUUCCAGGGUUAUCCUUGAUAUUGGGCGGGCCUGUGAAGAGUGGGGCUGCUUUAAUGUUGUGAAUCAUGGUAUAUCAGAGAGCUUACAGACGGCGAUGAUGGAAGCGUUCACCAAGUUCUUCAACCUCACAGAGGAGGAGAAGAAAUAUUACACGAAAACGAAUUUGUAUGAGCCGGUCUGCCAUGGCACGAGCAGUAAUUUGAUGGGCAUGGAUGUGCGAUUUUGGAGGGAUUUUCUUAGGGUUGUGGUCCAUCCGGUGUUCCACUACCCAGACAAACCUCGUGAUUUCAGAGCGAUAUCAGACGAGUAUGCACAUAAGACCAGAGAGAUCUACAAUGAACUACUCAGAGCAAUAUGGGAAAGCCUUGACCUGGACGUAAGUUUCAUGGAAGAGUCUUUAGAAUUAAAAUCAAGCCGUCAAACUCUGGUAGGAAAUCUCUAUCCUCCGUGCCCACAACCAGAGCUGGUCUUGGGGUUACCUCCUCACUCUGAUCCCUGCCUUGUCACUCUUCUUAUGCAAAACAAAGGUUUCAAUGGCCUCCAAGUUCUUCACAAUGGCAAAUGGAUCGUCAUCCAACUACUUCCUCGCUCUUUACUCUAUCUUACUGGAGAUAUUAUAGAGAUUGUUAGCAAUGGGAGGUAUAAGAGCAUAGUGCAUAGGGCCAUGGUUAGCAGCGAGAGCACGAGGAUUUCAGUUGCGACUCAGGUAACACCUCCUAUUGAAAAUGUUACUUUUGCUCCUGCGCCAAAGUUGCUUGAAAGAUCUAAUUGCUCUACUAUAUUUCGUGGCAUCACAUUCAAAGAGUUCUUUGCAUUAAAAUUUCAGCACAAAUCGAUGAAUUCUAUUAUGGAUUUUAUAAAGGUGUGAUUUGUAGUAUGAAUUUCUAUGAGAUCUUAUAAAGAACAAUAUGAUGAAAUCGAAUGUAACCUAUAAAGCAUUCUGUAUAAAAAACUUCCUCAGCUAUGUUAUGUCAGUAAAAUGUAUUACCAUGUGUGGGUAUGUGGGGGCUAUCAUCCCCAGAUUAUUAUUGUAAUUUGUAAGUGUGAAUCUGCCAUUGCUGUAACUAUAAUGAUAAUUGUUGGAAAUAGUUGUGGAUUAUGCAUAA